UGUUUUCCAUUGUGCAAGUGUCAGUUUCAUUAAAUUGUCCACAGGAUUUUUUAAAAAUUAAAUUAGUUAAAAACCGAAUAAUUUGAAAGUAUGUCGAAAAUGUGGAAAGGCGUUGAAACGCCUCUAGUGAAAGGCAACCUCGUGAGUUUUCUCUUCAAAGACGCGCAUAAAUGGAACCAUUUACAUGCAUUGGAGUGUGGGUACACCCGCCAAUCCCUAACGUACUGGGAGCUGCAGCAGGCAGUGGGAAGAUGGGGAGCUUGGCUGACCUCCUUCAUGGGGGAGUCCAAUCCUUCCGCCGCCAAUCCUUCCGCCGCCAAUCCUUCCACCGCCAAUCCUCCCUGUCGCCAAUCCUUCGUGGUGGGGAAGCUCGCCCCCAGCUGCGUGGACGUGGCGGUGGUGCAGCUGGGGACCAUGGCCGCGGGGGUCGUGUACACGUCACUCAACAUUUCCUUUGGUCCCAGGGAGCUGAGUGCGCAGAUCGAGGAGACGGGCGCCGCCCUUCUGAUCACAACACCGAAGUUCGCCCUCCGCCUUCAGGAGGCCCUGGACAAACUGGGACGCAAGAUCCCCGUCGUGUUGAUCGGCAGCGGGGAACUUGGGGACGUAGGGAGCGACCUCAACGUUGUGGGAAUAUACAAAGAUAUUAUCAACGACCAGACGAUUAAGCCUAUGGAACCAGUUGAGCUGUUAGGAGAUGAGGUGGCGCUGCUGGUGUACACGAGCGGCACCACCGGGAUGCCCAAGAGUGUGCAGCAAUCCCACAACUCCAUCAUCGCGGGGGUGACCGCGAGUAUACAUCCCCACUUCUGGGUGCAUCCUCCUACCAUUAAUGAAAGCAACCAGACGCGCUCUCUCCUCAUCAGGGACAUCGGGUUAGCAUUCGGGUUGAUCUGUGCCUUCAUGCCCGGGGUCGCCACAGGGAUGUGUCAUGUCGUCAAAACUUUGGACGAUAACACUUUCCUGCAAGACGUUGAAGAGUUUAAGAUAAACACAAUCGCGAUCGUGCCCCUGAAUUUCCCGACUUUGCUGCGCCUGAGCAGAGAGCGCCAGGAUUUGCUCAAGUAUUUCCGACACGUGAUUGUAAGUGGCGGUCCAAUCCCGCAGGCCCACGUCACCGCUGUGGCCAGCACCAUGCCUGGGGUCUUCGUCCAGAAAUGUUACGGAGCGUCGGAGAUGUUCGUGAUAGCACAAGACCCUGUGGGCGGCGGCAAGCCAGGGUUCACAGGCAGCGUCUGCCCCAACGUUGAGCUCAAACUCAAGGAUCUCAACUCAACGGAGUUACUGCCCGCCAACCAAAUGGGAAUCCUAUACGUCAAAAGCCCCUGCAAAAUGCAGGGUUACCGCAAUAACCUUACGGCGACUAAUGACGUCAUCGACGAGGAAGGCUGGUACAACUCAGGCGACGUGGCCCUCGUGGACGAGGACGGCUACGUCCAGAUCGUCGACCGCUUCAAGGAGAUCAUCAAAAUGGCGGACGGCUGCAAUGCUGCCCCAGCGGAGUUGGAGAACACGAUCCUGGAGAUGGAGGGGGUGAAGGAGGUUAGCGUCAUUGGGACACCCGAUGCCAGCACCGGGUUUGACUCCAUUUACGUUUUCAUAGUAAAUAAAACGGACGUCUCUCCCCCCAUUAAGGAAGAAGACGUUGUAAAUUACGUCGUGCGGAACCUCAACGAACUAAAGCGGCCUAGAAAAGUCGUUUUCCUGGACGCUUUACCUCGGAACGACAACGAGAAGGUCGACCGUAAACUGCUGCGACUAAAAGCGAAGGAGAUGGAGAAAGAAAAAUAAUUUUGUCUUGUUCAAGGGUUUCUGUGUAAUUAUUACUAUAUUACCGUAAUAAUUGUUGAAAAGUCGAUCAGCCAAUGACGGAGGAACGGAGGAAUUAACCGCAAUUUCGAAUUGACCGAUGUGAAAAUAUUUUUGCAAUUAUAUGUAUAAGGAAAUGAUGAACGACGUAGCGCGAUUUUUUGAGUUCACUUGGCUUCAUGUCAGGAACCACUCGUAGGCGAUGUUGAUUUCAAAAUUUCAUGAUUGAGUUUAGGUUUUCAGUUCAGUUUUUAUUAUCAGUUACUUGUUAGAGAAAUUUUAUUGCGUUCAUAUUAUGCUUAUUGAAAGAGAGAAAUUAGUGAACUUUUAAUUUAUGAUGUUCGAUUUAUUGAGGCUCGUAAAAUAAUUUUCAUUGAUGCAAUUGGCAUAUAUUUUAAAAAAUUGUCUUGAUAUUUUGCACAUGAGAUACGAUCACAAAUAAUAUAUUCUGAUUAUAAAGUACCAAUAUGGAAUUUCAACGUGUCCGAUGGCUCUCAAGUUGAAAUGUUCAUACAUGAGACAUUUCUUACGACUUCGUGGAGCCAUCACUCACUAUUGUCCAUAUCGUGACAGACUAUCUCACCCACAGCACGAGCAGAGAGCGGACGUAGCACUGAUACGCCAUUUCGUCAAACCGAACUUGGUCUGAAUGACCCACAUACAACAGCAAUAACUGCAUCACUUUUUGGACAAAGUGUCACUCAUUUCUAUGAUGGAUCCAACAGCAAUAUAUAUUGUCUCGCCUGUAUUGUUUGCUGAUGAGAAUGCGGGGUCACUGCGACAUUCAGUGCUCGCUCUCUUUGGAAUAAAAAUUAAACAUGCCUAUAAUAGUUUUUCGCAUAGUUUAGUGUAUACUGCAUUAGUAUUUUUCGUCGUUCUCUACACCAGACAAGCAAUUUUAUUCCUGUGGGUCUAAGCUUGUGCUGAUCCUGAAUAGCAAUUGUCAAAUUUGAUGGUGAAUUAGAUUUUUCAAUCCAAUUCACCAUCGCCAAACUAUGACAACUAAGUCGGGCUCCAUCUAAAUGAACCAUCAUUUGCUCAUAGUUAGGUAAUAACGAUUUUUGAUAGAUAAUGGCAUUUCGUAAUGAAUUAUU
Hyalella azteca is the source of this 2903-nucleotide messenger RNA. RefSeq names its product 4-coumarate--CoA ligase-like 1. The coding region runs from base 91 to 1791 and encodes 566 amino acids. The record is from RefSeq and is a predicted model, not a curated record. Gene Ontology annotation, molecular function: CoA-ligase activity. Lineage: Eukaryota; Metazoa; Arthropoda; Malacostraca; Amphipoda; Hyalellidae. The transcript is spliced from 9 exons.